CCGACAAUCUUUUCCUGGCAUUGAACUAACAUGUCACCUUUCACCAGCCACUUUUCUACCUCUUCGUUCUUCACGAACGUCUUUGAUCUACACGGACGUCUUUGGUCUACGCGAACGUCUUCGAUCGUUCUUCCACGAUGGCAUUGGAUCCGGAUUUCUUCGCUACCUACAAGCAAUACAAAUCCGGUACAACGAAAGUGACGACAUGGUUGGCCAGCAAGGCGCAAGAAUUAGCUUUGGUGGACGCCCUCUUCCCAACGACUCCUCAACCCAACAUCAAAGGUAGACUGAAGGGAAAGGAAAGAGCGUCGCAAAAGCCGAAUGUCAAAAAACAUAUUGUCCUAUUGCUGGUAUCCUUUCAAUGGCCAAGUCAAUUGCAAGCACAGCAAUCCCUUGUAGCAAUCAUCGAGCAACAAGGAGAUAAUGAUAAGUCGACCAAAGCCUCAAACCAGCAUCAUCAAUAUUUCAUAGGAGUCCUCCACGAAGCCCUUCAAUUGUUAAAGCCACUAAGCCGACCUUCCAAGGGCACAAAUGGUGCCGAAGUACAAAGUGAGGAUACCGCAGUCGACCAGGUCAUUGCAGAUCUUCAGAAUCGUUUCGCAUACUUGGAGGUUGACGAACCUACCGAAUGGACAUCGAGCGCUCUGCCGUCGAAGCCACAUUCAACCUGUUUCCGUGAUCAUGCGCAAUUAGAAUCGACGUAG
This is a messenger RNA of Mollisia scopiformis, 704 nucleotides long. RefSeq lists its product as uncharacterized. Bases 138 to 704 code for a protein of 188 amino acids. The record is from RefSeq and is a predicted model, not a curated record. Lineage: Eukaryota; Fungi; Ascomycota; Leotiomycetes; Helotiales; Mollisiaceae. The transcript is spliced from 3 exons.